AUGCCUCCAGUAUCACAACUAAUGGUAGUGGUAACCUCACUCAAUUCGCAUCUGUUGCCAGGUCCCAAGUUGCAAACCGACAUUUUCGACGUCCUGUUACGUUGGCGACAAUAUCAAUAUGUCUACACAGCAGAUAUUGCCAAAAUGUACAGGCAAAUCCUGAUAGAUCCUCGCGACCGAGACUAUCAGCGCAUUCUAUGGAAGGCUGAGAGCGAGACAACGCCACAAGAAUACCGGUUGCAAACCGUGACUUAUGGCAUCGCCUCAGCCCCCUAUCUAGCCUUAAGAGUCAUUCAGCAGCUUCUCCAUGACGAAGGAGAAGCUUAUCCUCUCGCCCUCUCAAUUUUACGUGAUCACAUUUAUGUCGACGAUGUCCUCUUUGGGGCCGAGGACAUCCCUCUAUUGCGUCACACUCGUGACCAAGUGUGCUCACUAUUACAACGCGGAGGAUUUAAUCUUCGUAAAUGGGCUAGCCACUAUUUGGCGUUGCUGGCUGACAUUCCAACAGACGAUCACGGGUUAGCCUGUACCAAGGAUCUCAAACACGAAAGUCUGAGCGUUUUCGGAAUAAGAUGGGUCACUCUGAUCACGAUAAUUGCAAAGAUUUUUAUGCAACAGCUGUGGCGACUCAAGCUGGAGUGGGAUGACGACAUUCCCAAAAACAUAUUGGCUCAAUGGGAGACAAUUUAUCGCAAAUUCGCCUCUCUUGACGGUCUACAACUAGUACGAUGGGUUCACCGCGGAUCCGACAUCAAGCAUUUCGAAAUUCACGGUUUUGCUGAUGCUUCGUCGGUCGCUUAUGCCGCAGCCGUUUACAUCCGAGUAACCUCACUCUCCGGCGAGAUCACAACUACAUUGCUAGCCGGAAAAUCAAAAGUGGCUCCCAUUAAAAUAAUGAGCAUUCCUCGACUCGAGCUCUCAGCCGCUGUCUUGCUCGCUCGUCUCAUCGAGUCAGUUCAAAACGCUCUCAAGUUAACGGAUCUCGUCUGUCACUGCUGGACAGACUCAACCGUUGUUCUAGCCUGGCUCAGCCAGCAUCCCAGCAAAUGGAAGACGUUCGUGUCGCAUCGCGUAACUGUAGUCCAAUCAAAAGUGCCGAAAGCUAAAUGGCAUCAUGUUCUCUCCGAGGAUAAUCCUGCCGACUGUGCCUCACGGGGACUCCUAAAGCAGGACUUUGCGUCUUUCUCACUAUGGUGGCAAGGCCCUCAUUGGCUUAAACUCACGCCCUCAGACUGGCCGGCUGCGAGUUUCCCUCAGUUCGAGUAA
Solenopsis invicta (red fire ant) is the source of this 1266-nucleotide messenger RNA. RefSeq lists its product as uncharacterized. The record is from RefSeq and is a predicted model, not a curated record. The transcript is spliced from 2 exons. The coding region runs from base 1 to 1266 and encodes 421 amino acids. Lineage: Eukaryota; Metazoa; Arthropoda; Insecta; Hymenoptera; Formicidae.